AUGAUGUCCAUGAACAGCAAGCAGCCUCACUUUGCCAUGCAUCCCACCCUCCCUGAGCACAAGUACCCGUCGCUGCACUCCAGCUCCGAGGCCAUCCGGCGGGCCUGCCUGCCCACGCCGCCGCUGCAGAGCAACCUCUUCGCCAGUCUGGACGAGACGCUGCUGGCGCGGGCCGAGGCGCUGGCGGCCGUGGACAUCGCGGUGUCCCAGGGCAAGAGCCACCCUUUCAAGCCGGACGCCACGUACCACACGAUGAAUAGCGUGCCAUGCACGUCCACGUCCACCGUGCCACUGGCGCACCACCACCACCACCACCAUCACCACCAGGCGCUCGAGCCCGGCGAUCUGCUGGACCACAUCUCGUCGCCGUCGCUCGCGCUCAUGGCCGGCGCGGGUGGCGCGGGCACGGCGGGCGGUGGCGGCGGUGCCCACGACGGCCCUGGGGGCGGAGGCGGCCCGGGGGGCGGCGGUGGCCCGGGCGGCGGCGGCCCCGGGGGUGGCGGCGGCGGCGGUGGCCCGGGUGGCGGCGGCGGCCCGGGCGGCGGGCUCUUGGGCGGCUCGGCGCAUCCGCACCCGCACAUGCACGGCCUGGGCCACCUGUCGCACCCGGCGGCCGCGGCCGCCAUGAACAUGCCGUCCGGGCUGCCGCACCCCGGGUUGGUGGCCGCGGCCGCUCACCACGGCGCGGCGGCGGCGGCGGCAGCGGCGGCGGCGGGGCAGGUGGCAGCCGCGUCGGCGGCGGCGGCGGUGGUGGGCGCGGCGGGCCUGGCGUCCAUCUGCGACUCGGACACGGACCCGCGCGAGCUCGAGGCGUUCGCCGAGCGCUUCAAGCAGCGGCGCAUCAAGCUGGGCGUGACGCAGGCCGACGUGGGCUCUGCCCUGGCCAACCUCAAGAUCCCGGGCGUGGGCUCGCUCAGCCAGAGCACCAUCUGCAGGUUCGAGUCGCUCACGCUCUCGCACAACAACAUGAUCGCGCUCAAGCCCAUCCUGCAGGCGUGGCUGGAGGAGGCCGAGGGCGCGCAGCGUGAGAAAAUGAACAAGCCCGAGCUCUUCAACGGCGGCGAGAAGAAGCGCAAGCGGACUUCCAUCGCCGCGCCGGAGAAGCGCUCCCUCGAGGCCUACUUUGCCGUACAACCCCGGCCCUCGUCGGAGAAGAUCGCCGCCAUCGCCGAGAAACUGGACCUCAAAAAGAACGUGGUGCGGGUGUGGUUUUGCAACCAGAGACAGAAGCAGAAGCGGAUGAAAUUCUCUGCCACUUAUUGA
Arvicola amphibius (Eurasian water vole) is the source of this 1263-nucleotide messenger RNA. RefSeq names its product POU class 4 homeobox 1 (gene Pou4f1). Bases 1 to 1263 code for a protein of 420 amino acids. Lineage: Eukaryota; Metazoa; Chordata; Mammalia; Rodentia; Cricetidae. The transcript has 2 exons. Gene Ontology annotation, molecular function: DNA-binding transcription factor activity, RNA polymerase II-specific; RNA polymerase II cis-regulatory region sequence-specific DNA binding. The record is from RefSeq and is a predicted model, not a curated record. Gene Ontology annotation, biological process: regulation of transcription by RNA polymerase II.